CUCCAGCCGUUGGCCCCUCCCACCCGACGCGUCGCUUCACCCCCAGUCCUCGGGGCGGGAGCUGACCCCAGUCGCCGCCUGGCCCUGCUCCGUGGGUGUUUGGCCCACGCGCGCUGAGUGCUGAAGUCUGCGAGGGACUGGCAGCCCGUGGGCGAUGGGGGACGCGCCGGGGACGACGGAGGAUGGGCCGCGGGGUCCCCGCGUCUACGCGCGCCGCUGGGUCUUCCUGCUGGUGGUCAGCCUGCUGAGCUGCUCCAACGCCAUGCUGUGGCUGAGCUUUGCACCUGUGGCAGACACCAUCGCCCAACACUUCUUCCUGUCCAUGGACCAGAUCAACUGGCUGUCGCUGAUCUACCUUGUGGUGUCCAUUCCAUUCGGCAUUGUAGCCAUCUGGGUUCUGGACUCUGUGGGACUCCGAGGGGCUACCAUCCUGGGUGCAUGGCUGAACUUCGCUGGGAGUAUGCUGCGCUUCCUGCCCUGUGUGGUUGUCAGGGUUCCUGACCCAUUUGCCUUCUUCAUGAGCGGCCAGAGCCUCUGUGCUCUGGCUCAGACCCUGGUAGUCUUCUCUCCAGCCAAGCUGGCUGCCUUGUGGUUUCCAGAGCACCAGCGAGCCACAGCCAACAUGAUCGGCACCAUGUCAAACCCUUUGGGAAUCCUUGUGACCAAUGUGCUCUCACCUGCCCUGGUCAAGAAGGCAGAGGACAUCCCAAUGAUGCUUGGUAUCUACAUUGCACCUGCAGCUCUUGCCUGCCUGCUAGCCACCACCUGCCUCUGGGAGAGUGUGCCUCCUACCCCACCCUCUGCAGGAGCCAUCAGCUCCACCUCGGAGAAUUUCCUGCAUGGGCUCAAGCUGCUGGUACGGAACAAGGCCUACGUCAUCCUGGCCGUGUGCUUUGGGGGCGGCAUUGGGAUCUUCUCCAGCUUUUCGGCUCUCUUGGAGCAGAUCCUCUGUGCCAAUGGCUACUCCAAUGAGUUUUCUGGUCUCUGUGGGGCUCUCUUCAUCAUGUUUGGGAUCCUGGGUGCACUGGCUCUUGGCCUGUAUGUGGAUCGAACUAAACACUUCACUGAGGCCACCAAGAUAGGCCUCUGCCUGACCUCCCUGGCAUGUGUGUCCUUUGCCCUGGUGUCCCGGCUACAAGGACAGACCCUUGCGCUGGCUGCUAUCUGCUCCCUUCUUGGGCUCUUUGGCUUCUCAGUGGCACCGGUGGCCAUGGAGCUGGCCAUUGAGUGCUCAUUUCCUGUUGGUGAGGGUGCAGCAGCAGGCCUGGUCUUUGUCCUGGGGCAGGCCGAGGGUGUACUCAUUAUGGUGCUGCUGACGGCAUUGGCCGUGCGACAGACAGAACCGUCCUUUUCCACCUGCCGGCAGGGUGAGGAUCCAUUGGACUGGACAGUGUCCCUGCUGCUGCUGGCUGGCUUGUGCACCUUCUUCACCUGUGUACUGGUGCUCUUUUUCCACACUCCGUACCGGCGCCUGCAGGCUGAAUCUGAAGGGCCCCCUCUAUCCAAGACAUGCACUGGGGAGCUGAAUACCACAAGCCCCACUCCAGUACCCCUGGAGUCUCCCAGCUUGGCACCCCCAGCUGAGACCCUGCAGGAAGCUCCUGGCCCUCCCCCAACUCUCAGAACUAGUAGACUAUAACAGCAGACAUGUCCUGAAGGGGAGGUGAGACUGGCAGCUUGGAUCACCCUGGCUGGGCCAACCAUGCUGUCAGCCCCGACAGGGACUCAGGUUCCUUGGCACAUCCAGAGCAUGGCAAGAUACCCCUUUGGCCACCAAGGCCAGACCGUGUGGCUGGAGCAAGAGAAGCUGCUGCUAUGUGGACAAUGACCAGGAAAGAUGGACCUUGGCCAGACCAGACCCAGGGUGGCCACUGCAGGGAGGGCCCAUGCAGGGGCAGCUUGAUGAGCAGGGGCAACCUGAAAUGAGGAGGAGGGGCUGAAGGGGAAACUGCACAGGCUGGAAGUCCUGAGGGCCACAGCAUGGCCAGUAUGGGGUGGACAGGUGUGGGAGGACCUUGCCAGGAACCUGUCCUAGAGUUUCUCCACUCUGCUCACUAUGGAGUGACCAGACCUAGAGCCUGGUUCGAGGGCAAUGCUGAGGCAGCGGGCCAGGAUGGGCUGCAGGGGAGCAGAAGGGCCCGAGGCGGAUGCAUGAAUUCCCCCAGCGGACACUUGGAGGCAGGUUUGUGGGUUCAUGUUUAUUGAACUGGCCGUAGCCCAAGGGGCAGGAGGCUCACUCCUUUUCUUCUCCAUGGGUAAGCACAUAGCUCAGUACAUGUUGCCCGCUCGUCGUCGAUGGAGGUGAUCUCCAGCGUCUGGUUCACCUAAAAGCAAGUGGAUUGGUCGGGUAUUUGGGAGUGAAGUUAGGCGGGAGGGGGAAGUGAAAAGGUCCCUGGGUCUCCA
Castor canadensis (American beaver) is the source of this 2403-nucleotide messenger RNA. RefSeq names its product solute carrier family 49 member 3 (gene Slc49a3). The record is from RefSeq and is a predicted model, not a curated record. NCBI's taxonomy places the organism in Eukaryota, Metazoa, Chordata, Mammalia, Rodentia, Castoridae. Gene Ontology annotation, molecular function: transmembrane transporter activity. Gene Ontology annotation, biological process: transmembrane transport. Gene Ontology annotation, cellular component: membrane.